Messenger RNA from Cryptosporidium ubiquitum, 231 nucleotides. RefSeq lists its product as uncharacterized. The record is from RefSeq and is a predicted model, not a curated record. Bases 1 to 231 code for a protein of 76 amino acids. The transcript is spliced from 2 exons. NCBI's taxonomy places the organism in Eukaryota, Apicomplexa, Conoidasida, Eucoccidiorida, Cryptosporidiidae. Gene Ontology annotation, molecular function: transcription corepressor activity. Gene Ontology annotation, biological process: negative regulation of transcription by RNA polymerase II.
AUGAAGGUUGACAACCAAAUAGAGGAAAUACAUAAAUAUGAAGAUUUCCUCGAGAAUGUUCUACAAAAAGAUCUUGAAAAGCUUUUAAAGCAGAAAGAAGAGAUUUUGGUUAAGAUCCAGGAAAUUCAAAAACUUGAGAGAAAUGUUUCAAUCUUUAAAGAAAUGAAUUUAAGUGAACUGAAUACACGAACUAAUCUUGGAUGUGACGUUUAUGUUGAUACUCUUAUGUAA